Ictalurus furcatus (blue catfish) is the source of this 3214-nucleotide messenger RNA. It is a transcript of the gene igfbp5a, whose product is annotated as insulin-like growth factor binding protein 5a. Lineage: Eukaryota; Metazoa; Chordata; Actinopteri; Siluriformes; Ictaluridae. The record is from RefSeq and is a predicted model, not a curated record. Gene Ontology annotation, molecular function: insulin-like growth factor II binding; fibronectin binding; insulin-like growth factor I binding. Gene Ontology annotation, biological process: regulation of insulin-like growth factor receptor signaling pathway. Gene Ontology annotation, cellular component: extracellular region. The coding region runs from base 382 to 1170 and encodes 262 amino acids. The transcript has 4 exons.
UAGAGUGCAGCGCGUCUCCCCUUCACCGAGCUGAACAUGUGCGCAGUUCUUGCAUCCGAACGUAGAUUCUUGGAACUCUCCAGCUCCUCGCUCUAAUUUGGAAAAGAAGCACAGAGAUCAUCGCAUUUCAUAGCCCCACUGAACCCCAAUGAUUAGUGGAGAGUGUUAGUGACAGCCGCGUUUUCAGCUGAUGAACUCCGGAAUUUUCAUUCAAACGCGAGACUGAGCGCGAAGCUGCUACAAUCGUAUCAUCGGUGCAUUUGUAUUUGGAUCCGUCCAACUUCCAUAACGUUAAAAUUGGACAUUGGGAGACUGACGUAUGAUCCGUACUCCGAACUGAUUCGAUUUAAUCAGUUUAUUCCCCCAUCAGCUAACUGUUCCAUGGAUCUGGAGAAGAGGAAGACACUCUUUAGUGCGUGCGCCUUGAUCGCGCUUAUGCCGGCCUGUUUCACCUCCUAUGUGCCGUGCGAGCCGUGCGAUCAGAAGGCGCUCUCCAUGUGUCCACCCGUACCCACGGGCUGCCAGGCGGUGAAGGAGCCGGGCUGCGGCUGCUGCUUGACCUGCGCGCUGCGGUUAGGAGAUGAGUGCGGCGUCUACACGGGCACGUGCGCCACGGGUCUGCGCUGCCUACCGCGCCUCGGUGAGGAGAAGCCGCUGCAUGCGCUGCUACACGGCAGGGGGGUGUGUAUGAACAAGAAAGGCUACAUGCCGGCCCAGGAUCAAGAGGAUGUCCCAGGGCCAGUGACUGAGGAUCUACAUCACCAUUCCAAGGUGCCAUUGUUUCCUCGAGACCACUUCAAUAACAAGAAGGUCCUGGCUGUUCAUAAGGAUAGGAAGCAGCUACAGUCCAAGCUCAGGACCAUGGGCCAUAUGGACUAUUCCCGCAUCAGAAUAGAGAAAGCCCAACCUGAAAUGGGACUGUGUCGGAGGAAGCUGGACAUAAUUGUCCAGAGGAUGAAGGACAUGCCUAGAGUCAUGGCUCUGUCUCUCUAUCUGCCAAACUGUGACAAGAAAGGCUUCUUCAAGCGCAAACAGUGUAAGCCCUCCAGAGGGCGGAAGCGAGGCAUUUGCUGGUGCGUAGAUAAAUAUGGGGCCAUGAUGCUGGGAACUGACUACAGUGGAGGCAACAUCCAGUGCAGCGAUCCAGAGAACAACAGCAACAACAAAUGAAGAGUCUCCUUGUUGAUAACAGGUCCAAUCUCCAGCUUUUUGCCAUAUUCUGUUAACUACCAAAUCACCUAAAGAAUCUGUAAAAAGCCUCUCAUUCAUGUAUGUAUAGUCAAAGCUAGAAAACAGAUUUGUAUACAUAAGAUUUGUAUGUACCUAAUUCAUGUCCUUUCGUAGCUCAUACAUUUUUGGGACUGAAAUAUCAGUCAUCUCAGCAGCAAACAAUCAAUAAUCGAUAAUUAUAUGUUUAAUAAAUUGUACUAAGAUGCAUAGCAAACAAUGGAAUUAUGAAAAUAUUUUUUUUCAGUACUAGAGCACUUUAAGUACUUUCAGAGCACUUUUCCAUAUAAUCUUAAAUGUGUGGCUCUUUUUUUUUGUUUGCUAUUUUUCUUAAUGCAGGGUAAAUGGUCAGUGCUAAUAUUAUAGCAGCCAUAUGCCUUCCCCCAAAAAUGGCAAUGGUCAAUGACUAUAGAAAGCUAAUCAUAUAAAAUCAAAGCUAAACCUAUGUAAUUGGGAUGAGCUGACAUACAUACAUUUCUCAAUCUCAGUUAAGCCUACCAGAAGCUAAUAAAAUAAGCUAUUUACUGUAUGUGCUUUCCCAUUUCAGAUUUAGUCCCCUUUUUGCUUUGAUAAUAACCUCCACUCUUCUGAGAAGGCUUUUCCACUAGAUUUUGUAAUGUUACUGUUAAAUCAGUCCAUCUAAAGUGGUCCAAUAAUUGUAAUUUUGGUUGUGUGACCAUUUUUAAGUUUAUGAAUUUUUUGUUUUGUGUGAUUACCUCGAUGCAAAGCAGUAAGUAACUACAGCCCAGAAGUCACUUACUGCUUUUAUCACAGGAGAAACAAAGAAACAACACCAUAUCUGUUUAUGACACUGUUCAUUUGUAAAACACCCAACUGAACACUGUAAUUCCAUAUUUGUAUAAAAUCUAUUCACACAUACAAACUGUACACCUGUUCCAACUUGAUAGAUCAGGGGUCUUCAAAUCUGUCCUGCAGCAUUGACUCCAACCCUAAUCAAACACAACCUGAACAAGCUAACCAAGGUCUUCAAUAUUAUUAGAAAAUUACAGGCAAGUAAGUUUGGAGGUUGGCUCUAAACAAUGUAGUGGAACUGUUAGCAAUAUUGAGCAUUACAAUUAAACUUAAGCUCUAAGUCUAAGGAAAAAGAAUGUGCAAAGUGUUUAUAUGUUGAGUUUUCUGUAAACAGCUGUAUAACCAAAAUUUGAUGUGUGCCAUUACACAAAGAUCGUACUUAAACCAAAUAAAAUAAUAAUAAUAUUAAAAAAAAACUGGUGGUUUUGCAAUGGCAAUACAUAGAGGUAAUCAGACAAAAAAGAGGAAAAUUUAAAAUGGUCAAGCAACCUGUAUUGGACCACUUAAAAUGGAGCCACAAGCGCAACAGUGGUGCUCAAAAUUUUGUGAAACUUUUAGAAUGUUCUAUAUUUCUGCAUAAAUACGACCUAAAAUAUCAGGUCAUUUAUUUAUUGAGGAAAAUGAUCCAAUAUUACAUCUGUGAGUGGCAAAAGUAUGUGAACCUUUGUUUUCAGUAUCUGGUGUGAUCCCCUUGUGCAGCAAUAACUGCAACAAAACAUUUCCGGUAACUGUUGAUCAGUCCUGCACAUCGGCUUGGAGGAAUUAUAGCCCAUUCCUCACUAUAAGAGUGACUUACAUUUAUACAACUGAGCAAUUAGGCUCAGUUGUAUAAAUGGGCCUUGCCCAAGGGCCCAACACUGAUAGCUUGGCAGUGCUAGUGGCAGGCCAAAUUAUAAUAGACUAAAUUAUAAAUAUACUGUGUAACAUUUUAUCAUCAAAUGGAUCAAUUCUAUGUCUGUAAAAAAAAAAAAUAAUAAAAAAAAAAGCAGUUUUAAGAAACUUUGAUGAGAUUUUCUUCAAUUUGAAAAUAAUUCUAGGUUCAUAAGAAAGUGAUAAAUGAGCAAAUUUCUUCAUAUCAGAAUAUCAGUGUGUGCUAUUUAUUCACUGCAUAAUUUGUGUUCUUAUUUUUUGUCUCUUUUUUGUAAUAAAAAGCAUUAAUUAUCUACUUGAUUGU